AAGUCAUUCAUCUGGAAUGAGCAGCUGCAAUGGGAAUUCGCUGGUACUGUCUGUUAUUAACUAUCACAUUUUGUGAUCUCAUUCAAAGAUCUGAAUGCCAUCUUAGCAUCACUGUGGCACCCACGAAUGGCAAUAAUACUAAGUGUUUGUCAAAUAAUUUUACCACUCCAUGUCGAACAUUGAAAUUUGCAUUGAACUAUGUUCUUGGGUCAGUCGAAACUUCGGUCGAUAUUCAUAUUGAAGAAUCGCAGUAUUUAAUCGAUGAACCUCUUCAAAUUCACACGGACGAAAACCGAUCCUUGCUUCUUAGGUUGUUUUCUAAACAGCCCACUAUUCGUUUCACUUGCACCGAUGUUGCCCGCAGAAUUUUCAACGUGUUCGGACGAAACUUGUUCUUGGAGUUUUAUAAUAUCACCUUCGAGAACUGUGGCAGGAACGCUUGGGCGAAAUAUGCAGAGGUUAUGCCGGCAAUAACAGUCACUGAUACUAAUAAAGUAUCAUUCUAUUCCUGUGCUUUUCAAGAUAAUAAUUGCAGUGCUCUCUUUGUUGAAAAUUCCAAUGUCCACAUAGAAUACUGCCGAUUUGUAAGAAAUACGAAUAAGUUUAUUUAUAGCAAACACUUGUUCCGCUCCAAUAUGAGUGCAUUUAGUGGGGGAAUAGGCAUAUUGUUUCCAAAUGGAUCCCGAAAAAAUAUGUCAGUUAAUGUAUUUCACACUACAUUUAUUAACAAUAGUGUGCAUGCAGACGGUAGCAAGUAUUACGUUGCCCAUAAGCAGGAGAACGCUGUAAAAAAUGGUGGGGCAAUUCACGUUACAUUCAUUGACAAAUCAAGCUCUUGGACAACAAUAAACAUUACAUCAUGUCGUUUCGAAGGAAAUAAUGCCACAUUCGGAGGUGCUUUAUUGAUUGAACUUUUUGGCGCUACGUUGUACAACGAAAUAUUCAUUUCUUCAAAUCAAUUUAUUAGAAAUUACGGCGCCCAGGCGGGCGGAGCAUUUCUUCUUUCAUUCUGGGAUUAUUCGGCUAAAACACGACUGAAAAUGGUCAACAGUCUCUUUGAAGAAAACUUGUCUAAGAGUGGUAGCGCUAUAUAUGUUUUCCUUCAAUCUUACUACAGUUCACCCCAAGAAAGUGAAGAGAUAUUAUUAUUUAAAUAUCUAAAUAUUGCUCGCAACUCUGGACCAGUUGGCUCUGCUGUAAAAAUUGCGUCGCAUCUAUAUGGUCCUCGUUCAUCAAAUCAGAUUCCUGUCUUUGAAAAUUGUUUGUUUAUUAAUAACAUAAACUCGGCUUUGAAUGGUUAUGCGUAUUUGCCUUCGUUUAUUAUCGAUCGCGUCAAUAUUGUUUUAAAUGGCUCAAACACAUUUAUUGGCAACAGUUUCUUUGGUGCGGCGUAUUUUAGUAAUUCCCUCAUUCAGGUCUAUGGCAAGCUGCAUUUUCUGAGAAACAUGGGCUUACAAGGCGGUGCAAUUUCAUCGCAAAAUUCUCAAAUAGUUGUACACCCAGGCUCGGAUCUUCUGUUUCAAGAUAACUUCGCUUCAUUUGGAGGUGGUGCAAUCAAUGUUGUUACAAAUGUGGCUUAUCAUGUUGGCGUAAAAAAUAAUCCGUUUUGUUUUCUGGUUUAUUCAAAUAUGGCCAUCAGUCCUAACGAAUGGAAUGUAAAUAUAAGUUUCAUCAACAAUAGUGCGACGUUACGGGGUCCAGCAAUUUGUAUUGAUUCGUUAAUGAUGUGCGCCUGGGAUUCGUAUUCCCAGAAACUGGACUUUAAGAAAACGUUGAAAUGGAAGCCAACGUUUUACUAUGAAGGCAAUGCUUUGUGUCCAAGUUCAGACAUUUUUGAACUAUGUUACGCUAGGGCCAAUGGAACCGAAGCUAUCUCUACAUAUGUUUCCAGUCUCGAAGAAAAAAAUGGAAUAGAAACAAUUAAGACAUGCCCUGGUGAAGUAAUGUCGCUGGAAAUGGUUGCGAGAGAUGAACUGAAUAAUUCCGUUUUUUCAAUCGUUGCUGACAAAGUAUCUAACUCUGAUAGUUCUCAGUCUCGUUGGCUUCAGUCACCCGAAACAUUCACUCCCCUCUCGCGAGCAAGUAACACCGUAAAAUUCAAGUACACUUACAAUUCAAGUUUUGAAAUUCCAAUGAACACAGCCGCUGAGGUGUAUUAUUAUGACAUAUUUUCAAAUGGUCGAGUGUUCGUUCACUUUAGUCUUCGCCCUCAAGCAUGUCGGCCUGGAUUCGUUCAGGAAAACGAGUUGUGUGUAUGUGAUAAAAAUAAGACUGGGAUUUUGGGAUGUACUGAGGAUGGGCACUUUGUCCAAUAUGAGGAAGGCUACUGGGUUGGUGUGAUUAAUGGUGUUUUUACAGUAUUUCCAUGUCCUUAUGGCUAUUGUUCCUGCCCCGAUACUUCAAGACAAAGUGGCACCGAAGUAAGCGGUUGUUUUUUCAAUGUUGUGAACGGGACCGAGACUGAUGUUUGUGCUAAUAAUCGCAACGGCAAGCUUUGUGGUGAUUGCCAAGAAAAUUACACGGUUGGAAUACAAACAUUUCGUUGCGUUCCAAAACAUGGAAAUACAUCAUGUCAAUGGACCAACGUUUUUUCAUUUAUUUUCACAAUUAUGUUCUGCAUUAUCAUUCUUUACUUCAAUCCAGGAUUAGAUAAUGAGCUUCGAGGUCCACUAUUCUUCUUUCAAGUUCUACCGUUAUUUUUCCCUCCUACUCAGUAUACAACGAAAGGGACUAUCAAUGUUUACAACUUUGUUUUCUUCUUGUCCUCCAUAUUCGAUUUUACAAUCCCUUUCUUUGGUUAUUUAUUUUCUCAAUGCUAUAUUCUAAAUGAUCAGGAUAAUUUGGACAUGCUGGCUUGGAGCUAUAGUUCCUCGGUCAUAGCUCUGCUUGUCUCUCUUGUCGCAUUCUUUCUCAGCUAUAAACGUGUUAUUCUGAUAAGAAGAAAAAACGCUGUACAAUGUUUCUGGGUUUUGUUGAUAUUGAUGUACUCCAGCCUUAUGAACACAUCGUUAAACAUUGUCGACUGUGCUUCAAUCCAAGGAAAGUUGCGUCUUUUCGCACAAGCGUCGGUGAUUUGUUACAAAGGCAAGCACUUAGUUUUGUCAAUUGUUGCCUAUACCAUUUUGAUACUUGGAGUUAUAAUACCAAUACUGAUUCUUGUUCUCACCACGACAAAUCGUCUAAACAUUGCUCCACAUUACCUGGACACAUUAACAAACAAUCUAAAAGAGCGAUGUGUGUUUUGGUGGAGUGUGGACCUAUUGCGGCGCCUUCUCAUCGUUGCGUUGGGCGACUUCAUGCACAUCUGGAAGCAUAAACAGGUUGCUUUGGUAAUCGCGACAACAUUUAUUUUGACUAUCCACUGUUACUUCCAGCCAUAUGAAGAAACACGGGCAAAUUUUUCAGAGAUGAUAUUCUUAUUCGUGUUGUCAGCACUGGGUGUCUUUCAAAUGAUGGAUAUUGCAGAUAACGAUCGGGACAGGACAAACUUGGCUAUCGUUAUUCUCAUGUGGCUGUAUACCCUCAUUCUUGUUAUGAUUAAGCUAGUCGCAUUUGUUAAAAACAGAGCUAAUACCUCAACUGACAAUGAAGAUUACGAAAGACUCGAGGAUACAAGUCCGCCUGAUACUUCAAACCUUGCUUCAGCGAUUGAUCAAACUCUUGAAGACAGACGAGAAAAACUGGCAUAUUUGUUCUCAAGAUCUGAAACUCCUCCGCCUCAGGUCAAUAGAGACAGCGAUGGAACAACUGCUUGAUUGACUGUGACUUUGGUAUGCAACUAAUCAAUAAACUUCUGGUUAUGGGAUUGGUUUUAAUUGUACUUUAAAAUACAGAAAAGUAAUUAAUAGGUACUUAAAUAAGGCUUUACUUAUUUGAGGUUUUACUGGGGUGUACAUAUCGAUUUUGGUUGGGGUUGGGGGAAAUCUCGUUUACCGAGCCUGCAAUAGAUUUGGGUUUGUUGAAAUGAGACCUGCUCCGUUAUGCUCGGGCAUGUCUGCGUUUCAAUAUUUUACCUAACCGAAUUUCGUGCGCUGUUAUACAUAAGUUGAAAUUUCAUCUUGGUCGUUGAAUCAAACCUCGGGAAACGAGAUUGUCAAUGUAUAUAUUUGAAAGUUAGGCCGAUACGUGUAAUAGCGCGGACACCUAUAAUUUAUGUUCCAGCUAGCUAAGAGCGUAAGACAUUUGAAAUUUUAAAACCGGCUAAAAAUAUAGGUCCUUUGCAACCAACUUCCUACCUUGGGUUUAUCCGAGGCAUGUCAUACACCGAGAA
Molecule: messenger RNA, 4270 nt
Organism: Dendronephthya gigantea
Lineage: Eukaryota; Metazoa; Cnidaria; Anthozoa; Malacalcyonacea; Nephtheidae
Exons: 5
Coding region: 30-3755 (1241 amino acids)
Source: RefSeq, a predicted model, not a curated record